This is a messenger RNA of Colossoma macropomum (tambaqui), 1997 nucleotides long. RefSeq names its product far upstream element (FUSE) binding protein 3 (gene fubp3). The transcript has 19 exons. Bases 138 to 1874 code for a protein of 578 amino acids. NCBI's taxonomy places the organism in Eukaryota, Metazoa, Chordata, Actinopteri, Characiformes, Serrasalmidae. Gene Ontology annotation, cellular component: cytoplasm; nucleus. Gene Ontology annotation, molecular function: mRNA binding. The record is from RefSeq and is a predicted model, not a curated record. Gene Ontology annotation, biological process: regulation of DNA-templated transcription.
GUUUCUGAUUCCGGGGUCGGUGUGUGUGUGUGUUUUCGUACUCGUCUCCCUCCGUUCGCCACUGUGUGUGUGUGUGUGAGAGUGUGUGUAGUUUUUUUUAUUUUUUUCUGCCUCGGUAGGGGAGGAGGAGGAGGAGGAUGAUGAUGGCGGAGCUGGUGCAGGGACAGGCCUCGGUGGCUCAGCCUGGGAUGAAGGGAGAGGGCUUCGCAGACGCGCUCCACCGAGCCAGACAGAUUGCAGCUAAAAUGGGGGGAGAACAGAUGACUCAUCUGAACCACUCCUCUCCCGUUGUUGACCCUUCCCUCUACGGCUAUGGAGGUCAGAAACGCUCCCUAGAUGAAGGAGUAGGCACCCCGCUUGGGGCAAUGGUACAUCCAAGGGCUAUAAUGACAGAAGACUUCAAAGUGCCUGAUAAGAUGGUGGGCUUCAUAAUUGGAAGAGGUGGUGAGCAGAUCACUAGAAUCCAGUUGGAAUCAGGCUGUAAGAUCCAGAUUGCUGCUGACAGUGGAGGUAUGAUUGACCGGCCUUGCACCUUGACUGGGAGUCCAGAGAGCAUUGAGCAGGCGAAGCGCCUCCUCGGUCAGAUCGUGGACCGGUGUCGGAACGGCCCUGGCUUCCACAACGAGAUGGACAGCAACAACGCCAUCCAGGAGAUCCUGAUCCCGGCCAGCAAAGUGGGCUUGGUCAUUGGGAAAGGAGGCGACACCAUUAAACAACUUCAGGAGAGGACAGGAGUGAAGAUGAUCAUGAUUCAGGACGGCCCAAUGCCCACCGGUGCAGACAAGCCUUUGAGAAUCACUGGGGAUCCCUUUAAAGUGCAGCAAGCACGAGAAUUGGUAGUGGAGAUCAUCCGGGAAAAGGACCAGGGAGACUUCAGGACUGGCAGAGGUGACUUCGGCUCCAGGCUGGGAGGAAGCAGUUUGGAUGUGGCCGUGCCGAGGUUUGCUGUGGGCAUCGUCAUUGGCAGAAACGGUGAGAUGAUUAAGAAGAUCCAGAACGAUGCUGGUGUGAGGAUCCAGUUCAAACCAGAUGAUGGAAUCAGUCCAGACCGGAUUGCUCAGGUGAUGGGCCAGCCGGACAGAUGUCAGCAUGCGGUUCACCUCAUCAACGAGCUGGUUCACACAGCACAGGAGCGGGAUGGUUUUGGGGGUGCGUUAGGAUCCAGGGGCCGGGGAAGAGGCCGAGGAGACUGGAACAUGGGAGCUCCAGGUGGACUUCAGGAAGUGACGUACACGAUACCAGCAGACAAGUGUGGCCUUGUGAUUGGCAAAGGCGGAGAGACCAUUAAGAACAUCAACCAGCAGUCUGGAGCUCAUGUGGAGCUGCAGAGGAAUCCUCCUCCCAACACUGACCCCAACGUGCGCAUCUUCUCCAUCAGAGGCACCCCGCAGCAGAUCGAAAUGGCCAGACAGCUGAUCGACGAGAAGAUAGGGGCCUCAGGGUUGGGGGGCAGCAGCAGUUUCGGCCUCAGUCCUUUCACCCAAGGACCAGCUACCCCGCACCAGAAGUCUGCUAGUGGACCGCAGACUUUCAUGACUGGAGGAUGGGGUGCUACAUACCAGACAUGGCAGCCUCAGGGCCAGCAGGACCCCAGUCACAAUGGAUCUCAGACAGGGCAGAUGGAUUAUUCCAAAGCGUGGGAGCAGUAUUAUAAGAAGCUAGGUCAGCAGAGCCAAGCCCAGAGCACUGGUCCAGACUACAGCAAAGCAUGGGAGGAGUAUUACAAGAAACAGAGUCAGGCUGCAGCUCCUGGGUCUCAGCAGAGCUCCCCUCCAGACUACAGCGCUGCCUGGGUGGAGUAUUACAGACAACAGGGAGCUUACUAUGGCCAAGGGGCGCAGCAGACGCAGGCUCCGGGCCUUCAGGAUCAUUAGAGCGGAUUCCCUUUAGUUGAAGAUUUUUGAAUGAUUGAGAAGAUGAAACAAACCUUUUGUAACAGAGGUUUCUAGAUUUGCAACGCCUUGAAGACUUUUACUCUUAGUGAGAAACACUAGCUG